AUGGACAACAGCGAAGUAGACGAUGGCGGUGCUCACAACACACCCAGUACACGCACCUAUCGACUCCAUAAUAGACGUCGACCUUGUGAUCAAUGCCGUGUCCGCAAAGUUCGAUGUCAAAUCGAGGAUGGCAAACCGCACUGCCGUCGAUGCGCGCAGUCUCAGACUCAAUGUAGUUUCGAAGGGCGAUCAAGACGCACGACACGACAGAGUAGGACUAGAUCUGUCUCUAGCAGUGCUCAUUCACUAGCUGUUAAUCAUGUCCCCCAUGAUGAUACGUUGGGCCUUGACAACUCGUUCGAUAUAGAACAUGUUUCAGCCGAACAACACUUGGCGUCUGAUGGACCAACGAUAUUCGCAGCCACUCCUUCGGUGUUCCCGCACGAGACCGAGGCCCCGUAUCAUCAAGCACAAACACUUGGUAGUGUCACAGCUUCAACGCAGCUGCAAUUCUCAAGGUCACUGGAUGAUAUACAGGGACAGACAUCAAUCCUUCUGGGAUCCUCCUCCGAGUCCGAUCCGUGGCUACUACGUCAUUGUCAGUUCGACGAGUAUGGGCUCAGAAGCUUCUAUGGUCUGCAGUUCCGCAACAUUGGUGGAGUUCCAAAUCGGCAGAAGAUUCCUGUGCACUUUAUCGUGACCUCAAAGUUGACAAAUGAGACGACUUUCAAUAAGAUCAUGUCUUUGAGAUCCAGUUUGAAAGGGCUCAUUCCGGUAUCAUGGGGCAUCAGGCUUAUUAAGCUGUUCUACAAACAUGUCUACCCUCUGAUGCCUAUUAUGUCUUCCACUUACUUUAGCCAGGAGUUACUCAGUAACCCACUUCCCGGUCCGGAUGCCCUUGAACAUGUUCCCUGCCAUUUACUCGGCGCUAUUUACGGUCUUGCUUUACCGUUUGCCCGAAACGAUGAGCACCUCUCCGUCAUUGAGAUGCAUCAACAGUUACCCAGCAAAGACGUCUGGCACAUUGUACACGAAAGUCUACAAGAACACCUACGAAAUCCAGAUCUCAGUGUUUUGCAGGCAGGUAUUAUGUACCUCCAUGCAACUACGAAUCACAACUUCACCACCGCGCCAGACGCAUUCAAGUGGACUUGGCUGGGAACUUUGAUAGGUAUAGCACAGAAUCUGGGUUUACAUCUUGAGACUCGUAUGUGCGCCGUUCCUGCUGAAGAAAAGCAGCUGCGUGCACGCCUGUGGUGGGCUUUAUACACUGAGGACAAGUGGAUAUCAUUACUUAUGGGUCGUCCUCCAUACAUUUCUGAAGAUGAGUGGGAUGUUGGUGAAUUGGAAGAUAAUGAUUUUACCAUUCCUUUGAUUAUUCCAUGUACGGAUACUGGACAUGCUGAGUUGACGAGGCCCUUUCGGGAUAUGGCUCGUCUCUCGGUGAUUGCGCACUCGGUGCAGUCUUCCUUCUAUUCGUUGAAAGCGUCGCAAAAGCUUUCAGAGAACCUGUCACUUUCUAUCCAGACAGCGCAGCCCAUAUUCGAACAACUGAGCUCAUGGCGCGCUUCGGUGCUAGCCCCAGAGUCACCAACAAUAACAAGUAACAAUGGCAUGCUCAAUGACAAGGCAUCAUAUCCGGCAGCAAUCCUCAUCGCACACGCCACUUUGGUUACGUAUGUGUGGAGAGCUCUUCUACGACCCAUCGUGCCAUCAGCUGUACCGCCACUUGUUGUCGAUGAUCAACAGCUUGCUGAAGCGUCUCUGUUCAUGGAACUCCAGUCGCGUGAUGUAGAAAACCUCUGCUGGGAUAUACCGGAUCUCUCACAUCUUGAAUUACCACUAAGGAGCUCCACCGAUGGAACUAGGUCACAUCAUACAGUCAUUCAGAACCUCCAUCAGUCUUCCUUGGCAUGGGCUACCAGCCUGUCGAGUCUAGUCAAAAACCUAUCACCUGCUCGUUUCCACGAGUUUUGGUAUUCUUGGUCGAAUGUCUGUUUCGCGGUUAUGUCAAGUUUUGCCAUGGUUGUCUUUAUCCAAUCUCCUACACAAGAAGCGGGGGCGAGGUCCAAGGAUAUGCUGAUGGCCUGGCGUCAGGUCACAAGGGACCAGAGCAAAGUGUCUCCAUUGUUGCUACUGACGUUGGCGCGAAUCGAUGGAUACUUUGCCGCUGGUCUUUCUGACGUAUUUUCUCUGCCAGCCCAUGUCGAAGCGGCGCUUUGA
Messenger RNA from Fusarium venenatum, 2163 nucleotides. Lineage: Eukaryota; Fungi; Ascomycota; Sordariomycetes; Hypocreales; Nectriaceae. The record is from RefSeq and is a predicted model, not a curated record.